AUGACGCUUGCCGAGAAUGAAAUCCCGGGAAAACCGAAAACCCUCGACCUUUUCCUGGGUGUUUUAUCGAUGAACGGUUACAAGAGAUUCGGAUUCAAAAUUAUGCCAUCAUGGUCGAUUCACUUGCUAUCGCUGGCGUUGUGUCUUAGCAGCGGCUUCCAGCAGGGAUACAUCGCCGCUGUCCUCAAUCAACCAUACAAGCAAAUCGAGCAGUACAUCAAGGACUCGUAUCAGGAAAGAACGGGCACACCGUUGGAUGAGAAUGUUAAGAAUAUCAUCUGGUCAGCGCUGAACAUCUCAUUUCCAAUCGCGACAAUCGUCGGCCAAUUCGCCGCCUCAGUGCUAUGCAAGAAAUAUGGUCGAAAACGAACGGCUCUUUUCUCAUCAUUUCUCUACAUUCCGGGUGGAUUGAUAUCAGUGGCGGCGAAAUAUUGUCACCCCUACUAUGAGCUUUUGUUUGUCGGUCGAUUUAUAUGGUCGCUCGCAAACGGAAUCAACGGUGUUGUGGCGACGGUGUGGAUCGUCGAGUGUGCGCCACCACAAAUCCGUGGUCGCAUGGCCGCUAUGCAGGAGAUGUUCAUGAGUAUCGGCUCACUUGUCACCCAGGCGAUCGGCGUGCCCGCCUCGACGGACACUCUAUGGCCACUCGUGUUCGUGCCCGGCAUGGUCAUCGCCGCGAUCUCAUUGGUGAUGUUCGCUUUCGUCUAUGAGAGUCCCCAAUACAUUAUCGAGCAAAGCGGUGAUCGGGAUAAGGCCCGAGCCGCCCUGGCCGCCUAUCACGGCGUUGAGGUCGACGAUCCAUCAUUGGAAGAAGAAAUGAGGAUUUGUGAAGCAGCCAUUCAGAAGAAAACUCAGAAGAAGAACCCACUGAUCGAGCAAUCGCACGACGGGCUGACGAUCAUGUUGAAGCCGUGGAAGGCGAACGAUACGACGAGUCAAGUCAUUCGACACGCCGCAUGGGUCGGAUUGAUGGUCAAGGUGGUCUACGUGUUCACGGGUGCUCGUUGUCUGCGCGGAUACAGCACCUUCCUCUUGCACGAUUUGAGUCACUGGAGCACUGAUGGAGCUUUGUAUGGAUCGUUCUUCGUCGGUCUUGCCCGUGUGCCAGUGACCCUGAUCCCUGUCUUUCUCGUGGAUCGAUUGGGUCGUCGCCCACUUCUCCUCAGCUCAACGCUCAUCUGUGCGCUCUCUUUGCUCACGAUGAUGCUAUCGAUUUUUGCUGGCGAGGAGUUCAAGGUGGGAACACUGACCGGUCUGACAGCGCUUCUUCUCCUCUCGGCUUGCGGGAUCGGUUCGAUUUCGCGUUUCUACGCAUCAGAGUUAGUUCCCCGUUCGCUUCUUCUCAACGCCACCUCUUAUCUAACAAUGUUUGAAGCGUUGACGAAAAUUGGAGUCGAAUUCGCUUUCUAUCCGGUCGCUAAUUUGACUGGCGGCUGGUCGUUGAUGCUUUUCUUGGUGCCGACCGCUCUUUUCCUCGUCCCGAUGUGGGCAAUGUGCCCGGAAACCUCGAGAAAACACGUAAACGAGGUCUUGAAUGAAAUCGCCGUGCGCAAAAACCUCAAAGUCUCGUUUAACUCA
Messenger RNA from Mesorhabditis belari, 1578 nucleotides. The record is from the annotation of a GenBank genome assembly. Lineage: Eukaryota; Metazoa; Nematoda; Chromadorea; Rhabditida; Rhabditidae.